CCAAAACAAAGGAUUGAAAAGAGACUAUAUAGUUGAUCUCCUUGACAAGCUGGAGACAUCCCAGAAUUACUAUAAUGAGAAGUACUACAUUCUGGCUAUCAAUACUGGCAUGACGGAUGACCAAGGCAGACCCAUUCCACGUGCUCUAAGGUCAGAAAAUCCUAUAGCUUCAAGAGUAGCAUUCUCAUUUUGAGAGUUUCGAUUUCAUGCCGCACAGUGAUUGCAAACGUCUCCUGGAACCUGGAAUUUGAGUGUUCCUAAUACGCUUCCAUGAGGGCAAGCUCCAGAUAUCUUGGAUGCUUUUGCCAGGCCCUCCGGCAAUCAAGCGCCAACCAGGGCGCCAUUGCUGGGAACAACUCAAAUUCGCCACAGAGCUCGUCGAUGGCAUAUAUCAUUCUCCAAACGGGCUCACGCUCAACCAGCUCUCGCUGGUGGUAAUGCAUGGUGUACAAUAUUACCACCAUUGCCUCCGGGUUGGGAAGCUCAAGCAAAAUCUGAGGUGUCCAUCCGUGAGAUCUGCGCUCUAAAAACACCAGAGGGACCCUUCAAAACUGCAGCUGAAACCCAGCAUCGCGCUUCUUUCCCGGUGGUGUGAUCGUUCAGUUGACCGCAGACACAGCGCAGCCGUGCGCCCAGCGUGUCUCACGCCUCCCCGGCCACCAAUGAUACCUGGGAAGAGGGAGGGAAGAGGGUGAGAACGCCGUCAUGGGCAGGUCGAUCUAGCGGCGCAGCGUGCUCGGGAGAGGGCCGCGGUGGACGUAGUCGCAUGUGGGACGGCCGCGGGAGAGAGAUCCGACCAGGGUUGGCGGGAGGGAGAUGAGGGGAAAGAG
Messenger RNA from Coccidioides immitis RS, 830 nucleotides. RefSeq lists its product as uncharacterized. The record is from RefSeq and is a predicted model, not a curated record. The transcript has a single exon. Bases 297 to 527 code for a protein of 76 amino acids. Lineage: Eukaryota; Fungi; Ascomycota; Eurotiomycetes; Onygenales; Onygenaceae.